AUGAGGAGUUUACAGAUACUUUUGGUAAUAUGUUGUGUGACCCCUUACGUUUUGCCGGCUAAGUAUUUGCCGAAAUGGAAGAAACAGUUUUCAAAGUCCGGUGUGGUGCAGGCGUGCGAGCUGCCUACGGUUGGUGAGCACAGUCACUACGUGUGCGAUGAUAAAGGCGAGCCGAAGUGUUUACCGGGAUGGCAAGGCGACCUCUGCGACGUACCUAUAUGCAAGAAGGGCUGCGAUCCUUUACAGGGAUAUUGUAAGCGGCCGGGUGAGUGUCGUUGCAAGCUCGGCUUCUACGGGGAGAAGUGUAACAAAUGCAUCCCGUUGCCUGGCUGCCAGCAUGGCUACUGCAACGUGUCCUUCGAGUGCAUCUGCAGAGAGGGCUGGGACGGACUCUUCUGUUCUGAACCUAUCUGUCGUUCCGACUGUCACGCUACGCGCGGUUACUGCGAGUCGCCGGGCGAGUGCCGGUGCCGGCUGGGCUGGUCGGGGCCGACGUGCCGCGCCUGCCAACCACUGCCGGGCUGCCAGCACGGAUACUGCGACAAACCGUUGGAGUGCAAAUGUUCCCCUGGUUACACUGGCCUGCUGUGUCAGACACCUAUCUGCGCUUCUGGGUGCCACAGUGAGAGGGGUUACUGCCGUCGGCCAGGAGAGUGUCGCUGUAAGGUCGGUUGGACGGGACCUUCGUGUGCCCAAUGUCACCCGUACCCUGGCUGCGUGCACGGCACCUGCGAGAGACCCUGGGAGUGCGUCUGCAAGCCUGGCUGGGGCGGCAUGCUGUGCGAUGAAGAACUGAAUUACUGCGAGAAGAAUCCUGAUACAUGCAAGAAUGGGGGCAAAUGCCAAUCUUUAGAAGCCAACGAUGGCCAUUACAGAUGUCAGUGCCCUGCCGGUGUCAGCGGUAGAAAUUGCGAGAAAAUUCCAGAAGGAAUGACCACAGAAGUCACUACCAUUGAAGAAACAACCGCGGCCGCUAUAAGUGAAACAGUCCAAACGAAUACUACGGAAGCUGACAUUGAGCCUGACAGUGUUGAUAAUGAGACAGAAUGAUCUGUUUUGAAAGUUUAAUUAAUUUGCUUUAAAAAUCAGUUAAAUCUAUGGUUUCUUCAAAUACUCUUUAAUAGAUUUUGCCUACUCUGUGCAAGAACGAAAAUUCGGCAAAUAACGGGCCAUUAUUUUAAUUUUGUUGAUUUAAUAUCUGUGAAGAUUAUCUUUGCAACAGCGGCAAUGUCUGCCUCUUUUUACAUCGUAAAUUAUUUGAGUUUUAUUAGUGUUUCGAAAAUGGAUGAAAUUUCGUUUUUGGUGAAAAAGAGUAGGCCUUUGAUUAAUAUUUAAUUUAUUAUCACAUGACAAGAAUAAUUAUUAUCAAAUUCGAGAUAUUUUUGAAUAUGAAUUGUAUGUUACAAUAGUAAAAAUAUAAAGGUGCUAUUUAACAAGAGAAUGAAUUAUAUUUUCAAACUUGAAAAAGUUUCUAGCUUUUUUGUUAUUUUUUAUCCAGUAGUUAAAACAGACGUAUAAAAAUUAAGUGUUAUUAGAAUAGAUUAAGUGCUACGAAUUUAUUUUUAUUUUACCUUACUUAUUUUUAAGGUGAACUGUGUGAGUGUGUUUGAAUUGAUUUAUUUAUUAUGCGUGGGCGUGUAAUGUAUUUAUUGGUUGUUGAAUGUUUAGUUAAUAUUAUGACUGAAACUGAUUUAUACUUAAUUUUAUUAAACGAAUAAAUAUGAUAUAUUGAAGUAUAUUUUAGUAUUCAUUCUUUUGACCUUUUUGUUUUAUAUAAAAUAUAUUACUUACUUAAGUUUUUUUUUUUUUUUUAUUUUUUUUUUUAUAUAAAAAAUGGAGGGCAAAUGACUGCGCUCCACCUGAUGGUAAGUGGAGGCGCAGUCCAA
Diatraea saccharalis (sugarcane borer) is the source of this 1886-nucleotide messenger RNA. Lineage: Eukaryota; Metazoa; Arthropoda; Insecta; Lepidoptera; Crambidae. The record is from the annotation of a GenBank genome assembly.